Molecule: messenger RNA, 8995 nt
Organism: Triplophysa dalaica
Lineage: Eukaryota; Metazoa; Chordata; Actinopteri; Cypriniformes; Nemacheilidae
Gene: bcor
Product: BCL6 corepressor
Exons: 14
Coding region: 2690-8038 (1782 amino acids)
Biological process (GO): negative regulation of transcription by RNA polymerase II
Cellular component (GO): nucleus
Molecular function (GO): protein binding; transcription corepressor activity
Source: RefSeq, a predicted model, not a curated record
GGGAAGGUAGGGGCGGCCUUGACGAGAUCAGAUUAAACAACAGCACAAAAGCCCCACCACACUCGCCUCUUAUUUAUUUAGAUUUUAAUGAAUGGGGUGCGUUUGUGUCAUCUGAAGAAUCCUAAUGUCCAAGGCGCGCAGUCCUCUCGACGCACUAAUUUGGGCCUAAUGGCUUGUUUAUUUCUGGGUUUGUUUAGGGGGUUUUGGAGUCCUGUGCUGAUGCCAAAUGUCCAAAUAUGUGUGAACAAGAGGCUUUAAAGUAAUACAGCUGUUGACUUAAAAUGUUGACUUCAUGACCAAAAUUAUAAAUUUAGUAAGAUUAAAUGAAUAAACGUUCUGGAAUUGCACAUCCAUAUAUAAUUAAGCUUUGCUCUUCAAAUCAAGGUUCAGUGUAGGCGUUGUCACUUUCUUAUCAGAUAACAUUAUCAUUAUCUUUUUAUCUCUGUAGAAUCAUACAUUUUAAAGUCAACAAAUGGUGUCUGUUAUGAUUGAAUUAACGUCACAUUUGCUACCGGUUAACAUAAAUGAAACACAAUUAGUCAGGAAUAAAUUUGUAUUUAUGGUUUUACUAAAACAUUUUUGUGAAACCUGUUGUUAUCUAAUAGUCACGUGUUCCAUCAACAAAUGUUCUUUCAAGUUUAUUGUACCUUUACUCUUAGUAAUGUUAUCAAAUUAAUACUAUCCUAAGACUUGAGACUUACGUUCAAAUUUUAUUCAAAAACAAAGUGUAACACUUAUACUUGCAACGAUGUUUUUUAUUCUAAUAAAUGUCCACCUAAGUUAAAUGGAAGCAUCAGAAGGCCAGCCUUUACGACAUUUGUUGCAUCCCCUUACAAUCUAUACACAAUCUACAUUAUUGGUACCUUUUAGUUUUGCCGAAGCAUGAAUCGUUCGCCUGUGUGCAGAAGUGCACGCUCCCGAGCUCUUUACGCGCGUUCCCCAGCGCGGUGACCUCCAGGUCGCCUCCCCGGGGAUGAUGCUUGCGUGUGGGGGAAGGGUGUACCCGUCAGGCGGUGGCCAAUACAUCCUCCGUCAAAGCCCCGAGCAAUCCUGUUACGCACGCAGCUCCUCUGCGCGAUAACCCCGCUCCGGCUUUAGAGCUUGACAAAAACAGUGACCACGAUCUGUAGCUAUGAAACUUAAUUUAGGCCAGUUUCCGUUUGUCAUAUUUUAGUAGUGACACUUGUGUUGAAUAUAAACGUAUACUGCGUUAUUAGAUCUGUGGAUGUGCUGUCAACAUAUGGAUUGAUUACUGAAGGAAAUCGUUUCCAAGUUAAACGUUCGUUUUAAUUUAGCACAAGUAAGAAUAAUUCGAGAAUUUUCGCUCAUCUUUGAUAAAAAAAGUUUUGUAGAACGUCUUUUUUUGCUCCAUUUGCUUGAACAUUUAAUUCAUCUCGUUUAGGGAAAUCUUGUUUUUACGCAUUUAUCUAUUUUUCUAGAACCCCCUCGUGUUUUAGUGUUUCACUUAUUUCAUGUUUUUACGUUAUAAAUGAAAAACAAAAAGCUUAAAAAACAUUUGGACAAAAAUGCGGAAAAAAUUCUCUUGCUUUAAUGCCUAAAACAUCCCAUAAAUCCACCCACACCAUCCCUCCUUAUAAUAUUGGCGAAAAUACAGUUUUGUGGGUUUCCAGAAGCCUCUCAGCUGCACUGCCGAUUAAUUUUGUUUACGGAGCCCGUGCGCUCUGCUGCGCGAAACGUUCCCCUCCCUCACUGCAUUUUACACGGCGCGUCGAGUCGUGCGGAGGGAGCACAGCCUACUGGGUUUAUGGUAAUUGCGGUUGUUCCCCCGACUGGCCUUCUGGGUAGUGUGUGUGUGUGAGAGAGUGAGAGAGUGAGUGAGAGAGAGAGAGAGAGAGAGACGAAUCGCGAUCGAGGCAGCGCUCAGCUUUCAUUCCCCGCCGCACGAGCUUACAGAGACACGCACACAUAGAGCAGUCGUGCGAGCGCGCCGUGCGUUAGGGAUAUCGCAUAUCGGAACCGGGACAAAGACUGGACAAUUUUUUCCGUGGACGCCAAAGUCUCGUUCCGUUUGGUAAAACGUGGAAAGGGGAAUUCUCGCUGUGCUUUCGUCAGCCUGUGGUACUCAAACGUGCGUGUUAAGACCGGACCGCGUAAACACACGCACACACAUUGCUGUCGUUCUCUCGGCGUAGCUCGUUGUCUCGCCCGAGCCCAACAUGGCGCUGCGAGGCGUCAUUUAGCAGACUGAGUUCAGUUCAACCGGAGCCCCGGGGAUUUUUCACCACCUGUGCGUUCACGCCAUUCAUGUCAAAGUCGCCGUCCUCUAGCCAACCAAGGGAAUUACGUCUGAACGCCUCUCUAUGGAUGUAUAUGGAUCCCCUACGUGUGUUUACAGUUUUUUUGGAGUGGAUAUUCGUAUUCGGCAAGUCCGGAGACACUCUGAACUUCUGAAAGACUUCUUUUGAAAACUAAGACAAAACAAGGGUUACCAGAUUAAGUUAUUUAUACAGUAAUGCGGCUUUCAACAGGAGCAGCCGAUCCUCUUUGUUUUAACGGGAAUAUUUGCAUAUCGCAAACACUACCCGUGCUCUUUAAAGUGUGAAAACUCUUCACUCUUUAGUUCAGAAAAGGAAACACCAGACAUCAAUACAUUCAGAUUAUUCUUAAAAUGCUGAAGACCAGAGAAUCUGUUGGGAACUAACAGAGAAAUAGAGUCCUCAUUCAAAGCAUGGUGGAUGCGAGCACAGCCUACAGAAUGAACCCUCUCAGUGCGCUCGGCAUCGAUCGGACCAGCCUGAUGCGGGAAAGUCUCCGUGUUCAUGGAGGAAUGGUUUAUCCGACAGGAAUCCGGACCCUGCCAACAGAAAAGGGAUUUGUUGGUGACCGAAUUCCAGACCUGCUCUACAAACCAGAUAUGUCUCUCGACAGUAGAAAGACCUCAAACAGUUACAUUGGACUUUAUAAGACUUCCCCACAGGGGAUUCAGAAGACGCUUGUUAUGCCUGGGAUGGGUUCAGAUACUUUAGGGUUGGACAGAUGCGUCGUACAAGCAGACAAAGCUCCCGAACUAAGCCUGAAUGGUGGUAGCGGCUAUCUGCGGGUUCCCUGGAUGAAUCCCUAUCAUGAAGCUGGAAUGUACCCUUUCAUAGACUCCAGUAAAUAUACUGCUUUAAACAUGUAUAAAGCAUCAAUCUUGUCACAACAGCCACCUUACCUUCCUCAGCAUCUGGCAUACCAGUCUCUAUGUGCAAGUGCAGGAGGAAGUGCAGCUGGUGCCGAACGCUUAUUCUACAUGCCUGCCUAUCCUCCUACACCCAUAUCUUCACCCCUUGCCCCUCCUCUCAGGAUCCCAACCGCCACUGUCGCCCCUACAGCACUGUCACCAAUGAUGCACCACCAGGACAAAUCCAUGCAGAGCAUGGGCCCACGGAUUCACCACGAGCCCUCUGCAUUUGGGCAGCAGAACAUACAUCAACAGACCCAGGGUCACCACCAGUCAUCUAGUGACAGGCAGCACAACAGCAGUGGAAACAGUGCCAGCCACAGCAAAUCCAACCGGACCCCCUCCAGUAAAAACACGAGCAGUACUAGCAGUAAUGUAAUCUGCAGUAGCAGUGUUGGAGUUAGCAGCAACUCCAGUUCCAUAUCAGUAGACACAAUGCAACCUCCCCGUCCAACACCACGCCCCCCUCAGCCCUCUGCAGCUCCGCCCCCUCCACCUCUUGUGGACAGCACUAUUGAGUUUCAAAAGCCUCUAUACAGGAGUCCUUCUUCAUCUUCCUCAUCCUCUCCAUCAGUUGCUCACCCUACCUACAUUAACAACAUUUCACAGGAGCUACGCUCCCCAAUUCGGCCCGGUACCCAGAAACCUAAAGCCAAAGAGGAGUCGACCAGCGGAACAGGAAAUGAAAGAAAAGGCAGCAGCUCACCUGUUAAGACCUCUUCUGAGAAACCACCUGAAAAACACGGCCCUGUUACCAAAGACCCAGCAGAUAAGCCUUUAGACCUAUCUGCUAAAAUCAUGGACUUUGAAGGACCUCCCAAUGGAUAUCAAUCAAAAUUAGAGGCCUUAGCUAAACUUGGUUAUUCCCCCUCCUCUCGUUACGGGCUUCCCCCAAACAGGGAGCUUUUGAAAGAAACUCUUUCUCCGUCAUCCUCUGCCAUUAGCACUUCUAAAACUCCAGAAAGACCUGAGAUAAUUAGCACUUUGUCAUCUUCAUGGGUGGUGCCAAGUCCAACCCAGACAAUCAACUCUGAGUCUAAUCAAAGCAAAGGCUCCAAUAUCAUAAAAAACAAGAAUCUUGAGCAUGUAGCGCCACAGUCAAGAAGUUCCUCUUGUCCCAGAAUUGAAGACCAAAACAAUGUCUCAGUCCCAAAUUCUGCCCCUGUUGUCAUAACUACAACAUCUCGGCCAUCAUCUGCCUCCCCGUCCCCCAAGGUGAAUGGUGAAUGGACAAAGUCAAUUCCCACCCCACCAGAAAAGACUUCAACUAAUAACCAUGGUCACCCCUCAGCUACAAAGCCUUCAAAAACACACAAAAAAACGGAAAUGCCUGAAAUUGGCUUCAAGCACCAGCAGUCACAUUUAGAGAACGGACAUGCACCAAGCCACCUCUACAUGACUCAUGGUGAAACGUAUCUUCCCAGCUUAGCAUAUUCUAGCAGAUAUCUUUCAUAUCCAGUACCUGAGAGUCUGUCUCUCCCUCACUUGCAGUUGCCUGGAAAAGGCCCAGUGUACCCUCAUCCUGGUUUUCUCGGCACUAACAGUCUGUAUUCAGCUCGUUUGCAACCCAAACACGGCCUCCCUUAUGGAAUCCCACCUAGCCAUGGAGAGUAUCUGACCUACCAUGACUCACAAGAGAUGGUUCACCCACUAAUGUCUCCCCACCUGCCCUUGGACCACAAAGUUUCUGAGCGUCUAGAGCUAAGACACAGGCCUUUGGAAAAGCCUUGGCACCACGAGGAGCCUCCAUAUAAGCGCCAGAGCAUCGCAGAGUCAGAAAUGGGUUACAAAUCCGAGAGGCAAGAAUUUCACAGCUCUAGGACUCAGAGCAAGCAUCACACAGUGAAUAAGGAGGAGAUUGUCUGUAUUGACCUGGUCCAUGAUGACACAGAUGGCAGUCCAGAGCCAGACAAACAUAGUGUCACUGAUGCCAAAAGCAAAGAGCCAGCUAAGCCAGUCGGCAGUGGGACGGGGAAGGAAAGUGGCAAUAAUUCUGAAGGUAAGGAGCCAGAGCUCAUGCAGAUCUUGCGUUCCGGCCAGCCCGCCGUAUCCAGGCCAGCUGAGUCAGAGCGGCGGCCAGAGGUAUGCAGUUCACCUCGGCCUCAGACGCAGGCUGUCUCCCCUGUGCAUAGCCAGGGUGAGGAGAGCUCAUCUGAGCAUAGCCCACUACCAGACAUGUUGGAGGAGCAGACGUUGCGGUGUGCCAGAACAUCAGGGGAACGGGCUCGGGCCGAUGGAGCAGAAUUCAAAGUUGAUCGGCACCAUGCUAAUCGACAAUAUGUGGAGCUGGGCAAGGAUAGGACAGACGACGAGUCCCAUGAGGACGACGAAGAAGAACAUGGAUUGUCUAAAAACAAGGGAUCCAGCCUGGCCAAGAGAAUAGCCAACUCAUCAGGCUACGUUGGCGACCGCUUCAAAUGCGUCACAACAGAGCUGUAUGCGGACUCUAGCAAACUGAGCCGGGAACAGAGAGCGCUGCAGAUGGAAGGAUUAUCACAAGAGGACAGUAAUUUAAGUCAACCAGCUGCGUUCUGGGAGCGUGCGAUGAUCCGUUUCUCGGAGCUGGAGCUGAAGGAAAAGGAGGGGUGCGUGUCGUCUGCGGCGCCCGGACCGGGGAGAGAUCGGGAGCGAGAAAGGGAGUUGGCAGAGAGCCAGCUCGGAGAGGGAGACUGGGAACGGAGCCAGCCGAGCUCCAGGCCCUCCGCAGCCCUUUCAGUCCUCUCCGAUCACACGGAGCAACAUAACGGUGUGACGCCAACGUGUGCAAACAACAGAGUUCCCGUGCUCCAGCGGUGCGGCCCGCCGGCCGUCGUCUCGCAGUCCCAUCGAGCGGAGGAGAAGAGAGCGAGGGAUGUGAAGGGGGAGGAGGAGGGGUCUGUUGGCACGGCGACGAGCAGGAAACGUGCACUCGGUUUGGAGCAGAGCCAAGGCCACCCUGAUUGCACGCGCGCCGCAGAGGAGGGAGAGAGACGGUCGAGAGAAGAAGACGAUAACUGCACCGCAGCAAAGAGGGCAAGACUGAUUUCAGACGCGUGGCCACAGCCCUCUGAACAGGAAGUCAAGAAUCUGAAGGUGUGUAUCGAGCUGACAGGUCUUCGGCUGAGUAAACCCCGCCACCUCCCUAAUCUCCAGGAUCUGUGGGAUAGACAGGGACAGAUUAACCAUGACAGGCCUCAAUUCGGAGCUCCCAUCCCCGGUUUCCCUCCCACAUCCAAAGCCUCUCUUCCACCGUUGCAAAGCAGCAGGAGAGAAAAGGUCGACCCCUGCCCUCCAGAUGUCCAGAGAGUCGCCCCCGGCGCCCCUGCCAUGGAUCGAAAGGUCAAGACAAACGGAUUGGAAGAGAAGGCGGUGAAGAGAAAAGGAGAGCCGGAAAGAGGCUGGACUAAGGAGCAGCUGGAAAAUGCAGAAUCCGACACGGUCAUUCCUGUCCUCUCCGACGGCUUCAGUGCAGAUGCCUCCAUACGUAAAUUUUCCUCUCCACCUCAGUCACAUUUCUCGGACAAGCGACAGCGGUUCAAGGAGCAUCGCAAGUCCACCGGUUCCUCUUCGCCUUCCCAAGACUCUGAUGGCACCUUUCCGUCUCGCUUGCGACGCCACGGCGACCCCGAAAAGCCAAAGGGCAAGCGGCAAUGCAAAACCAAGCACAUCGGCCUGCAGGAGCGCAGGAUGCUGUUGCAGUCCACCAAUGAGGACUGCCCUGAACUCAUCCCCGAACUCAGCCCCGCACACCAACACAAGCAGGCGCUGAAACGUUCUGCCCAGAAGCGGCCAGCAUCGCUCUCCGAUUACGAAUCAUCUCCGAUAAAAGUCCGCCCCCCUUCCCCUGCCUACCAACCAACCGCACCCCCGAGCCCACCACGCAUCGUCCCAGAAACGCCGACACCUCCAGCUGCCCCCAUUCCUCCAGUGCUGGCCGAGACACCGGCCAGCAGGCCCAUGCCACCCGAAGCACGCCGACUCAUCGUCAACAAGAAUGCGGGCGAGACUCUGCUGCAGAGAGCUGCACGUCUGGGAUAUGAGGAUGUGGUUUUGUACUGUCUGGAGAAUAAAGUGUGUGACGUGAAUCAUCGUGAUAAUGCGGGUUACUGCGCUCUCCACGAGGCCUGUUCCCGCGGCUGGCUCUCCAUCGUGCGGCACUUACUGGAGCACGGGGCCGACAUCAACUGCAGCGCGCAAGACGGCACAAGGCCUCUCCACGACGCUGUCGAGAACGAUCAUUUGGACGUGGUACGUCUGUUGCUUUCGUACGGCGCCGAUCCUACUCUAGCUACCUACUCCGGCCGCAGCCUGCUGAAGAUGACCCACAGCGACAUAAUGGAGUGUUUUUUGUCCGGUUACUUUGCCGACCUCCAGGGCAGAGCGGACGAUGACCCCGGUGUGUACUGGGAAUUUUACGGCAGCGCAGUGUGCGAGCCUGCCGACGACUCCGGUUACGAUAUCCUGGCCAACCCUCCAGGACCCGGCGAAGACGAGGAGGAACAGAGAGAAGUGUUCGAGUUCGAAUUCUCCGACCGCCCGCUGCUGCCGUGCUACAACAUCCAGAUUUCUGUCUCACAAGGGCCGAGAAACUGGCUGCUGCUUUCGGAUGUGCUCAAGCGUCUGAAGAUGUCCGCCCGAACAUUUCGCACCACGUUCAUGCACGUCGAGGUGGUGACGAUAGCCGAGGCAGAGUUCUACAAGCAGGCGUCUCUGAGUCAGCUCUUCUCAUGUCCGGAGGAGCUUGACGGAUUCAUGCCCGACAGCAAGGAACUCUUAGAUCUGGUGGAAAUAAGCGCCGAGCUGGUGGCGCUGUUGGGGUCAUCGGUCGAAUGCCUUGACGACCGCUGGGAGCCGACAUCCAGAGCUCACUCAUGAACUUUUGCACGCACACACAUAUGACGGACCCUUGGACACCCAAGGAGCACUAGAAGCAAAGGACGAGGAUGUUCUAGGACUUUCUGGGAAUUAUUUUGACUGGGAGACCGUUUGAUCUCAACGCAGAAGAAGAUUCCGCUCGGCUACGAAAAGGUUUCAGAACGUCUCGAUGCAAAUCUGUACAUACUGUACAUUCUGCAAAUAGAGAAAGAGGAGACGAGAUUUGGAGCGCUGUCUCUAACUAGGAGAUACGAAGCCAUGCUCGAAACAAGACACUCUUUCGUAUAAAAGAGAUGUUUUUUUUUAAAUAGGAAUAUAACUAUAUAUACAGUCACUGUAUUUUAUUUGUGUGUAUUAUAAAUAGAUAUAAAUAUAUAUAUAUAUAUAUAAUAUAAAUAUAUAUACGCUGCCUUUUUGUCUUGUUUAGUCAGGUCUUUAUUUUAUAAUUGAAUGUUCCGAGGUGUAAAUAUGUUGGAAUCUGGGUUUUAAACAAGGAAGAAGCAGCUCACUGAGGCCGAAAGCCACUUCAUCAGGAGUUCAUAAGCGCACUUCGUCUGUGAUUCUCUGAUGGACGUUUUUAUGGUGUCGACCAGUAACCGGAAUUUUUCGGUCUAAGUGUUAAACUCUAAACUACAAAGCCGGUUCGUACUCUGUACGCGGGCGGUUUGGCAUCGACUACAGUCUCUUAUUUAUGAGUAGGAAUUAAGAUAUUUUAAUGUGGCUUUUCAUUUGUAAGAUAUUAAAGUAAUUGUAAAAUACUAAUCUGACGCUUUGUUAGUCAAAGACAUGCUUGAACUUGUAAAUAAUGGGUUGACUAUUUCAGUAACAUGUUUCUGACGUGUGUUAUUAUUGUUUUCGAGCAGUGUUUGGACUUUGUAAUUACAUACGCUAUCAUUUGUAUUUAUAUUUUACCAAAAAAAGUUCCUUUGAAUAAAUGGCAAUAAAAGGUAUUGUACA